Durotheca rogersii is the source of this 1051-nucleotide messenger RNA. RefSeq lists its product as uncharacterized. NCBI's taxonomy places the organism in Eukaryota, Fungi, Ascomycota, Sordariomycetes, Xylariales, Xylariaceae. The record is from RefSeq and is a predicted model, not a curated record. Bases 293 to 928 code for a protein of 211 amino acids. The transcript has a single exon.
UCCCAUUCCCCCAUGUCAUCUUCUCUUCUCCCCUCUUACGUCUUGUUGUUGUCCGUCGCCUAGACCGCGCCAGCUCGAGCGACAGAGCAAUCACACCUUUUCAAUCCCUUCCGACCGGCCCCAACCAACUCCCGUACCUCCCGCACCUCCCGCGCCUCUCUCACUCCCUUUUCCCACCCACCACUUCUUCCUCCCCACGCGCGGCCAAAAAUAUCCACCACAAUUGCCCCCCAGGAACACAAGCUCUUUCUUUUUCACCAGUCCACCCAUCGACGCACCGACAGACGGCAACAUGGGUUUCAACCCUGCGCACCGCUCUUGCGCCGUCGCUCGCCCUAAGAGCAUCCUCAAGAGCCAGGCCGAACAAGGACACGAUUGCGGCCAGCACGAGUCGACGUUAAUUAAGAGACGUCGCCCCGCCAGCAACGGGACCAGACUCAUCGUCACCUUCGACGAGGUGGCACGCGACCUAGAAACCGGCGAACACGUGCCCAGAAGUCAAAGAUGCCGCACCGACUACGUGGAUUCCGUUGCGCGACGCAGGAUGUGGGGGUUGCUCGACACCUUUAGACAGAAGGAGCGGGACAACGCCGCCCGCGACCAGAGCGGUGAGUUCUCGGUCGGAGACGCCGGAGACGCCACGCCCGAUGGUGGCUCCUCUAGCUGGGCCAUGGUGUUGUACCAGAAGGACUCCGACGAGGACAGCGAGACCGGUAGCGACGAAGAGCAAGAAAGCGACGAAGAGGAGGAAGGCAAGGACGAGGCUAACCAUCACCCUUUCACCACCACCGAGCCUCGCAACUGGCUAGACAAGAAUCACGACAGCAGUGAGGAGCCCUACCAAGGCGACGAGCUUUCCCUAAACACCGACGACGGUAGUGGAGUUUUCCAAAUGUCUGAGCACGAGCCGGACGCAAUCAUGCCGUAAAGGCGGCGGGGCCGCACCGGCACGGGAGCGUAAGGCUCAUUACGACUAGGCCGAUUUCCCUACACGGAUGACUAUACAGGGACGAGUAGCACGAGUAGCACGAGUAGUAGGUAGGAGAAGAAG